CCCUUAAACCCCACUAUACUCCUGCAAAAUACAAACACCCUACACAUUUCUUUUUCUGCUAUAUAUAACACAUUACUCUCUCACAACUCUCACUCUCUGUCUCUCUCUGUCACCCACGCACAAACUCGAUCUCUCUCUUUCUCUCUGUUCAACACAGCAACCGACCCCUGCAGCUAGCCUGGCCAUCACCACCGCCACACCGAAGCCAUGCAGCAAAAGAAAGCAGAGGAAAAAGAGAAAAAACCCAAGUUCUUCAUCAACGACCACGCCGACAUCCUCACAGAGAUCCUGAAACGCCUAGACGGGCCCUCCCUCGGCGUCGCCGCAUGCGUUUGCCGCCUCUGGUGCGCCAUUGCUCGCAACGACUCCCUCUGGGAGCACCUCUGCUUCCGCCACGUCGCCUCCCCGCCCCCCUCCUCCGUACGACCCGUCGUUCUGGCCCUCGGAGGCUACAAGCGCCUCUACAUGGUCUGCGUCCGACCCGUCCUGACUCGACUCGGCCACUCUGACCUUGUCAGACGCCGUGUCUGGACUCGCGACGAGGUGCAACUCUCUCUCUCUCUCUUCUGUGUCGACUACUACGAGCGGAGACUCGGUGGUGCGUCUGCUUCGUCCCUCAUGUUCCUCUGCAAGCCCGUCAACGUUUGAUUUGUUUACCUUUUAGCACUUCGACUAGUUAUUACUAUAGUAUGAAUCAAUAAAUCAAGAAAACGAAAUUUUAUUUAUUGCAUUAAUUAUU
Molecule: messenger RNA, 739 nt
Organism: Corylus avellana
Lineage: Eukaryota; Viridiplantae; Streptophyta; Magnoliopsida; Fagales; Betulaceae
Gene: SLY2
Product: F-box family protein
Biological process (GO): regulation of gibberellic acid mediated signaling pathway; gibberellic acid mediated signaling pathway
Cellular component (GO): SCF ubiquitin ligase complex
Molecular function (GO): protein binding
Source: RefSeq, a predicted model, not a curated record